UGUUGCUGUGAAGAAUGCCUCAGUGCCCUGUCAGAGGGUGGAGGUGGAGAGGGGGUAAGUAGCGUGGGCAGAGAUACUCUAGUGGACAGGGCACCUGUUUGGCACAGGGCAUACAACUCUCUGCCAGAGGGGAAUGCCAGCCCUGGGAAUUUGGAUGUGUCUGGCCUUUUGGGUGUUGAAAUAGCUUUCUGCUAUUCUGUGUGCUCGUUCGUUGGAGUGUGUGUGUGUUUGUGUGUGUUAUCUACAGGGAGUGUAGAAGAAGCUGUUUGAGUGUAGGACAGUUCUGUAGACACCAGCUGGUGACAGGAAGGGAGACACUCCAGCCCUGCUCCUGUGCAGAUGGCUUACUGGCCAACACACACACACACACACACACACACACACAAACACACACACACUGUUAGACAGUGACUCUGAUGUAGUACUGUACAUUGUGUUCCUGUGUGUGUGUUUGCGUGUGUCUGUUCUGCCCAUCCCACUUUAAGAGCCCCAAUGAUGCCUCUGAACAGACUGGGGGAUUAGAUUAGCAUAGACUAUAAAGAUAUUGUUGCAUAUCUGUCUGUGUGUGUGGGUGUGGUCAUGCACAUGUGGUCUUGAACACGUCUUUGUAUGUGUAUGUGUUGUGGUAUAUGUCUUAUACCACGGCAUUGUUGCAUACUCGAUUCUGAUUGGCUAGAAGGGCAUUCUAGAGUGGGGAUGUGGUGCGUAAUGCGCAUGAAUUUCUCCGGUCUGUCAAUGUUGCAGUCAUGAUGCAAAUGGUGCUAUGCUGUCAUCCUCCCACAUGUUUCUCGUUUGACCAGCUGUUUUCAGCUACUCGUAUUGUUGAUUCAGUUGUCAUAUUGGCAGAUUUGCUAGCAACAAACUAUUUAGCUAGCUUCUAGUCUAGUGUUUGAUAUGCAAUGCGAUAUCCUCUACGGUAAUGAACAGUGUCCUAACGAGACAGCAACUUUUCUAUGCCAGAUGAAAUCAGGCAUCAUCAGCUCCUUCUUAUGGAUGUAUCCAAAUAAAUGUCACUAGAAAACAGCUUAAACAAACACAAAUGCAGCUACUUUACUGUUAUUCUGGCUGCACUGUUUGACGUGACUGUGUUAUGACACGUUCUCCAUUAUUUCCAAGAUAAUGUACAGAGCGUCUAUCUCUUACGUGUACCUCAGUAUGUGUGGUCCUGCCAGUACACACAAUGCUAGAAACCAUCUCUGCAGUAAUUUGCUCCUCCAUCCUCAGGGGCUGAAGGAGUGGCUGUGACAGAUGUGUUUGUGUCUGCUAUUAUACUGCAGGCUCCUUGACCACUAAUGACUAUCCCUUUCUCACCAGCUCAGACACACCUCUGCUCUUCAAUCUGGGGAAAGAGUCUAUACUGCACACAUACAUCUGAUGAAAUCUACUCAGAUGUACACUGAGUGUACAAAACAUUAUGAACACCUUCCUAAUAUUGAGUUGCACCCCCUUUUGCCCUCAGAACAGCCUCAAUUAGUCGGGGCAUGGACUCUACAAGAUGUCGAAAACAUUCCACAGGGAUGCUGGCCCAAUGUUUCCCACAGUUGUGUCAAGUUAGCUGGAUGUCCUUUGGGUGGCGGACCAUUCUUGAUACACACGGGAAACGGUUGAGCGUGAAAAACCCAGCAGCGUUGCAGUUCUUGACAAACUCAAACCAGUGCGCCUGGCACCUACUACCAUACCCUGUUCAAAGGCACUUAAAUAUUUUGUCUUGCCCAUUCACCUUCUGAAUGGCACACAUACACAAUCCAUGUCUCAAUUGUCUCAAGGCUUAAAAAUCCUUCUUUAACCUGUCUCCUCCCCUUCAUCUACACUGAUUGAUGUGUAUUUAACAGGUGAUAUCAGUAAGGGAUCAUAGCUUUCACCUGGAUUCACCUGGUUAGUCUAUGUCAUGGAACGAGCACGUGUUCCUAAUGUUCUGUACACUCAGCGUAUAGUAUAGUAAAUUAAUGAAGUCAUAGAACUGAACCAGGGCUGUAAACAAGCAUCCUUAAAGGGGCAAUAUGCAGUUGCUACAUCCAUUUUUGGACUCCAUUAAUGAUAUGUAACCAUUGUUUCUUGAAAAAUAUAACUUAGAAAUGCCUCAUGAGCUUAGGUCAACUGUCAUAUCCCUUAAGAACCCAAAAUAUAAGCUUGUUUUACUCCAAUGUUUGUAAACAAAGUAAAUGAAAACAUUUUAGUAUUUUAGCAGAGGCUCUUAUCCAGAGUGACUUACAGUAGUGAGUGCAUACAUUUUCAUACUGGUUCCCCAUGGGACCCGAACCCACAACCUUGGCGUGCUCUACCAACUGAGCCACACUGGACUAAACAGACACUAUAUAGCUUCAUAACAUGUUUAAAUAUAUAAUUUUGAUAGCCUGGAUGGUCAGUCCUUGCAUCCAUAGCUCUGUUUUUGAACUUGAAAGUGGAUGCAUUUCUCCAGCCCCAUUCCUCAGCUUUUUACCGAAACAGUGGAGUACGCUUUGUUAUUGUUUCAACUGCUGAUUCCCCCUUUAACAUAGAAUUUACUUCCAAGAUCUAAUUCACAAUGAACACAAUCCAUUUGACAGUGGUUGAAUAUCGAUCACCUUUCCCAGUGGAGGGGAAGUGAUGGGAUGCAAAUGGAAAUUAUAUUGAUUCCAGCUCAUCACAUUAGUGGGGUGUACAAGUACGCUGCAAGUCUUUGCAUGUUUAUACAUUCAUACAUUACUACAGACGAUGAUCCUUUUGAAAAUCAUUCCCAAGGAUGAUUAUUAUGAUAUACUGUAAGAACUAAAGGUAAUACUAUGUCAUCACCAUUAGACUAUGGUCAUGGACAUCACUAAGGCUAGUAAUGGAGGUUGUGUGUAAGGCCUGUGUCACCUCUAAGGUGAUUUUAAAGGCUAUAUGUCAGGCUUUUGUCACCUCUAAGGUGAUAGUAAAUGCUGUAUGUCAGGCUUAUGUCAUGAUGAAAUCUUCUCUCAUUGUGUUUGUUUCCAGCUUGAUAACCCAGACGAGCAGGCUGCACAGAUCAGGAGAGAGCUGGACGGACGACUGCAGAUGGCUGAUCAGAUCGCCAGGGUAAGACACCACCACCUCAAAGUAAAGUAGAGAAUUAGACAUCUUAAAUCACCUCACCAGAGCUGAAACAGAUACUGUAGAAGACAGUAGCCCUAAGGCCUAUACACUAAGUAGUAGAGGUACUGCAGUAUGUGUGUGCUCUGAACCCUAGGCCCUCACAUGAGCAAAACAGCCUCAAUAAUGUAAAAGCAGAGGGAGACUCAGGGCAGGAGUACGCAUGAAUAAACAUCCUCUUUAAAAAGACUGUACACUUUAUGGUUGUAGACUUCACCAUGGACUUGUCUAUGCGUGUGUGCGUCCUUGUGUGUAUGCCUGCGUGCGUCUGUCUAACAGGGUGGCAAGUUUCCCAAGUUUGUUUCCAAAGAGAUGGAGGCCAUGUUCAUAGAGGAGCUGAGAUCUUCAGUGAACUUGCUGAUGGCUAACCUGGAGAGCAUGCCCGUGUCCAAAGGAGGAGAGUUCAAACUGCAGAAGCUCAAACGCGGACAUAACACCUCCAUCAUAGACAUGGGCCAGGAGGAUGAGAACACGCUGUCCAAGUCUGAUGUGGUGCUCUCCUUCACUCUGGAGGUAUGGUUGGUUUACACUGCAGCUCACACAGCCUGCCAGAGACACUGCCUCCAGUGGUCAUAUGCAGAAGUGUACUAUUGAAGUUACCCUAACUAUUUCAAUUCAGGCUACAUGGAAAAUAAAAUUCAAGGCAACAUUGCUUCCACAAUGCCAGCAGAUAUUGUGACACUUACUUUAGAGACAACAGAGACACUGAGAGGGAAAGUAAGAGAGAGAUAUAGACUGAAUGACAGAGGUGGAAACAUAUACACAUUACACAGUGAAAGAGAGAGAGCUAGGGAAAGAGAUAGAGAUCCAGGGAAAGAGAAAGAGGGAGAUAGAUAGAUAGAUAGAUAGAUAGAUAGAUAGAUAGAUAGAUAGAUAGAUAGAUAGAUAGAUAGAUAGAUAGAUAGAUAGAUAGAUAGAUAGAUAGAUAGAUAGAUAGAUAGAUAGAUAGAUAGAUAGAUAGAUAGAUAGAUAGAUAGAUAGGGUAUUGUAUGUAGAUCGAAUUAAUCAAUUUUGAAUUCAGGCUGUAACACAAUAAAAUGUGGACUACUAUAAGUCAAGGGGUAUGAAUACUUUCUGAAGGCACUGUAGGCUCUGAUGAUUAAUGUCCUAUGGGACUUAGUCCCUCCCCUCUCAUAUACCUCAGAAAUGUUUGUAGCAGCAGUCGUAAUGUUUUACACUCCCUAUUCUGCUAGUCUCAGGGGACAUGGCUGUAGAUCAGAGAGGCUGAGCUGAUCUGGGCAGCCCAUGUCUGUGAAAAACCAAGGCAUUGGUUAAAUGACAUUCUGUGUUCAUGUUUGUGUCUGAAACUAGUUUGUAGCAGCAGAUAUGUGUUGGAAAUAAGUGACAAGUAUAGGUGUUUGAUCGGCUUUUCUCUAUCUCAGGUGGUGAUAGUGGAGGUUCAGGGGUUAAAGUCAUUGGCGCCCAAUCGGAUCGUCUACUGCACCAUGGAGGUGGAGGGGGGGCAUAAGCUCCAGACUGACCAGGCCGAGGCCUCCAAACCA
Molecule: messenger RNA, 4592 nt
Organism: Coregonus sp. 'balchen'
Lineage: Eukaryota; Metazoa; Chordata; Actinopteri; Salmoniformes; Salmonidae
Source: the annotation of a GenBank genome assembly